Molecule: messenger RNA, 1100 nt
Organism: Eublepharis macularius
Lineage: Eukaryota; Metazoa; Chordata; Lepidosauria; Squamata; Eublepharidae
Product: protein TsetseEP-like
Exons: 22
Coding region: 213-866 (217 amino acids)
Source: RefSeq, a predicted model, not a curated record
GAAACUAGGUCCUCAUUUUACUGACCUCGGAAGGAUGGAAGUCUGAGUCAAACUUGAGCCGGCUAGCUGAAUCCAGCUUCUGCCAGGAUCGAACUCAGGUUUAUGGGUGUAACAAGUUUUCUAACAUCUUAUUUAAAGAAUGAAAUCUUGGCAAGGACAGCAUAAUCCCUUAAAGAGAUACUACUGCCAAAGAUAGAAGAGAAAAGCAUAUAAUGAGCAGGCACCGACGAGAAGCCAACAUGAAGCUCCAGGUUGUGGCUGCUGUUCUUCUUGUCUUUCUCAUUUGUCCAAAUGAGAGUGAAUCAGCUCCCAAUCCUUUUUUUUCUUACCUGUUUGAUCUUCCUAAUGUGCUAGCUGGCAGUGCAGUGAAGGUGGUUAAACAUUUUAGAAAUGCUACUAACCAGUUUUUGAAGCCAUUAAAAGAUCAUCUGAAAAAAGGAUCUGAACAAAAAUGUCCUUCUAACCCAAGGCCUGAAGAACAACCAGCUCCUCAACCCACACCUGAAAAACAACCCCCUCCUCAACCCGCACUUGAAGAACAACCUAAGCCUCAACCUGCACCCGAAGAACAACCUGAGCCUCAACCUGCAUCUGAAGAACAACCUGAGCCUCAUCCUGCACCUGAAGAACAACCUGAGCCUCAUCCUGCACCUGAAGAACAACCUGAGCCUCAACCUGCACUUGAAGAACAACCUGAGCCUCAACCUGCAUCUGAAGAACAACCUGAGCCUCAACCUGCAGCUGAAGAACAACCUGAGCCUCAACCUGCAUCUGAAGAACAGCCUACCCCUCAACCUGAAGAAAAACCUGCUCCUGAACCCGCAUCUGAAGAACAACCUCCUGCUGAACCCGCAUCUGAAAAUUAAUGGAAGUGAAUUGUUGACUAUGCUGAACCUCGUUCAUGAUGACCAGUUUCUCUUUUGCCUUUGAUGCUGCCCCCGGCCUCAAGCUGAUCCACUGAAACAGGGAAUCACAAUCAUGCUAGUAAAACAUAGAAAUAUUCUGUAGUAUUUAAUAAUUUUGUCACUUUUAUGACAUAGGGAGCACUGCCUUGAGGAGGGGAGAAACUUUCCAAAAACAAUAAAAACACACUAAAAUGG